This is a messenger RNA of Suillus clintonianus, 2044 nucleotides long. RefSeq names its product kinase-like domain-containing protein. Lineage: Eukaryota; Fungi; Basidiomycota; Agaricomycetes; Boletales; Suillaceae. The record is from RefSeq and is a predicted model, not a curated record. The coding region runs from base 297 to 1913 and encodes 538 amino acids. The transcript has 9 exons. Gene Ontology annotation, biological process: protein phosphorylation. Gene Ontology annotation, molecular function: protein kinase activity; ATP binding.
GACGGCGUCUGGACUUGAGUAUCGUCUGUCUUCCUUUUCUUCAUAUUUUCCCUCGACUGAUAUGGUUGCCAUUAGUCCAUGGUUUUGAUAUUGUCCAUGGAGACAUCACUAGUUCCAAUAUUCUGGUGGAUAUCCAGGAAGGGAAAUACCGCGCGUGUCUCACGGAUGUCGGAUUGGCGACAAUUCUUGGCGGCCGUUUAAGUAACCGUAUCCAAGGAUCAAAUGUUCGACGUGAAGCAACCAGGUGGACUGCACCUGAGUUGCUCAAUGGCGGCAGCCCGACCAAACAGACCGACAUGUAUUCUUUUGGUUGUGUCACGUUCCACGUGUUAACUCUGGACAUUCCUUGGCAUACGAACGAUGACUCUACAGUGCUUGAAAACAUUCGUAGAGGAGUGUGCAUUCCGCGUCCUGCGACAUCGGAUUCGCCCGAUAUGACGGACUCACGUUGGAAUGUGAUCACGACGUGUUGGUCAGCCGAGGGGUCUCGUCCAUCUGCCUUUAUGAUCAUAGACUUCUUGAACAGCGAACUGAAGGCUUUAUCAGGCAAUGUAGAUAUCCCUCGCGACUUCACAUCUCAAAUUUCUGAGACGUUAAAUUCGGGUGAACCUCCAUGUGAUUCUGGUUCCUUUGGCGUAGUUUAUCGGCGCACUAUCAAGUCUAGCGAAGGCACGAUGGAGGUUUGUCUGACCAACUUGUCCCGGCCCAUCAAUUGUCCGUCUAAUAACCAUCAGGUCGCAGUGAAGAUAUUUAAGAUUGAUCCUGGGAGAGCUACGGAUAAACUUGAAAAAGGGAUACGUCGAGAACUCAGGGUGUGGCUUAAACUCAAACAUUCGACUAUCGUCCCGCUACUUGGCAUCGCAAACGUCCUAGAUUCUCAAUUUCCGGCUCUUAUUUCCCUAUGGAUGUCCUCUGGGACAUUAUAUACGUACCUCGAGCGGCAAGGCACAAUUACCGCAUCCGCUCAAGUCGAAUUAGCCAAGGGCGUCGCUGAUGGCCUCGAGUAUCUUCACUCCGAGGGUGUCGUUCACGGGGACCUUCAUCCUGGGAACGUGCUCAUCGAUGAUUUAGGACAUCCACGUCUCACAGAUUUUGGCCUCGCAACAAUCGCAGGGGACGUAGAGUCGCAGUUGAAUACGACGACCGCAGGCCGCAACUUCAAUCCUCAAUGGCGCGCGCCUGAAGUCAUUGGAAUCGAUUCUGACCCUGUACGACCGAAUUUUAAGAGUGAUGUGUAUUCUUUUGGUAGUGUCAUGUUCUAUAUCGUCUCGGGUUUUGCACCAUGGAAAGAAAAGAAAGUUCCACAUCAGAUCAUCAUCGAGCUCUCGAAAAAAGCGACUCCUGCACGUCCCGACAACAUCCUUGACGAUCCCUGGAACUUGAUUCAACAAUGCUGGUCUUGGGACCCAGCGAAUCGCCCAGAGGCGCCAGAGGUCGUUCGAAUCAUUGCAACGACAAACACCACCACUUUUGGAGAGAGUGGAAUGACGAAAAGCUCCCUACAAGUAGGCGAGCAGGCCGCGAAUAUCCCCGCAGACGACAACCUCCUUGACAAUGACUGGCGAUCUACACAAACAUCGGGCUCGUCGGAUUACUCGACUCCCGCAAACAUCAUGAAUAUCCCGUCAGUUCACAACCUCCUUGACGAUCCCUGGGAAAUCACCCAAACAUUAACAUUGAGCCCGUCAAAUCGAUCAGUGCCGACUCCCCCAAAGAGUCAGACGUUGAGGAAAGCGGUCAUCAUUGGUCGAUCUGGGGUGGGGAGAAACUCUGUCACCAACCUACAAGCAGGCGAGCAGGCUGCGAAUAUCCCCUCAGACGACAACCUCCUUGACGAUCACUGGAAAAUCGCCCAAACAUUGAGACCCUCAAAUCGAUCAGUGCCGACUCCCCCAAAGGCUACAUUCCACUAGUUGGUGUCUUCAUGAUACUGAUACAUUUUUAGAGUCAGACGUUGAGGAACGUGGUCAUCAUUGGUCAAUCGGGGGCGGGGAAAAGCUCACUCAUUAACAUGCUUUGCCCCGGGGCUCAUGCUCCUGUCUCG